AAAAAGAAAGAAAAAAAACAUGCGAGAGAUCGGUACCUUCCGCUGCUCCUCCCGAGGAGAUACAGCGCAGCGGCGCUGAGACAGCACCCCACGCCGCCCCACGGGAUCAUCAUCGCGCUGCGGAUCGCAGACGAGAAUAGCGGCGUACGAAUGGAGGCGGAUAUUUGCGCGCCAAACUAUUAUUUUCCUUCCCCUUCCUAGUCUCAGCCUCUCAGGCAGCGUGGGGAGUGGGGGAGAGGAAGAACCGAAGAAAGCGGAGGAGGGGCAAAGAAAGGAACUGGAUACCAGGAUACCUACCAGAAGCUGAAACGGAUUCCGCGUCAUCGAGGAGAGUGGAUCCACACUGUCAGGUACGCUGACUAGUGGGGUCUGCACUCGCCACCGCUACUCCAGUGACACGAGGCUGUAUUGGCCCCACAGGAAAUAGGGGAGAGCGAGCUCAGUCGCUGCGACGUGGGGACAAGCCACCAUGCCAACUCUACUAGCUCUCUCACUGCGUGUCUGGGUGGGGUCCCGCAACAAUUACAGAGAGAAGCAGGGUUGCCUAGGGUUUUAGAGCAAAGGCGGGGUCUCCGCGGCGGCGACGGCGAGCCAUGGAGAACACGAAGCUCUCGUCGGCGCUAUUCGCCGGGACCCACUUCGACCGCAAGCGCUUCGCCGCCGACUUCGCCCGGUUUCGUAAAGGCCCGGCUCUCCCAUCCGCCGCCACCCCCUCCGCACCGUCCCCGGAGAAGAAGCGGAAGCGCAAGAGCGGCAAGGCAAAGGCGAAGAAGAAUAAGAAGAGAGCCCAGGAUGCGGCGGCCGCCGCCUCGUCGGAUUUUGUGGAGGGGUUCAGCGUGUUCAAGGGAUUGGCUGAUAAUAAUGCGGAGCUGCGUUCUGAGAAGGUGGAUAUGAGGAAAGAUGAUGAUUCGGUGGCUGUGAGGAGACGGAAAGAGAUUGAGAGGGAAUUCGAGAGAGCUGCAGUUCUUCGUAAGAGGUUUGAUAUCCACAUUGCCGGGCAAAAUGCUCCAGCACCACUUGAGAGCUUUGAAGAAUUGAUUUCAAGGUAUGGUUGUGAUUCUUAUUUGGUUGGAAACUUGUCAAAACUUGGUUUUCAAGAACCUACACCAAUUCAAAGGCAGGCCAUGCCCAUUCUUCUUUCGGGUAGGGAAUGCUUUGCGUGUGCACCUACUGGUUCUGGCAAGACAUUGGCUUUCUUGUUUCCACUUCUUAUGAAAAUUAAGCCAGGAUCAAAAGGUGGUGUUAAAGCCGUGAUUCUUUGCCCAACAAGGGAAUUGGCUGCACAAACUGUGAGAGAAUGCAAGAAGUUGGUUAAGGGGAGGAAGUACUAUAUUAAAUUGAUGACCAAAGAGCUGUCCAAAUCAGGGAAUUUCAAAGAUAUGCACUGUGAUAUCCUUGUUUCCACCCCUCUUCGUUUGGACCAUGCUGUGAAGAAAAGAGACCUUGAUUUAAGUAGUGUGGAAUACCUUGUCUUGGAUGAAUCUGAUAAACUUUUUGAGCUUGGAUUUGUUGAAGUGGUUGAUUCAGUUGUAGAAGCCUGUUCCAAUCCUUCAAUAAUUCGGUCUCUGUUCAGUGCCACUUUGCCCGAUUCAAUUGAGACUCUUGCACGCACUAUAAUGCAUGAUGCCAUUCGAGUCAUUGUCGGCAGAAAGAAUUCGGCCUCUUCACUGAUUAAGCAAAAGUUGAUUUUUGCUGGAACUGAGAGGGGAAAGUUGCUAACUCUUCGCCAAAACUUUCAAGAGUCUCUCAAUCCUCCAGUAUUGAUUUUUGUCCAAAGCAAAGAGAGGGCCAAAGAGCUUUACAAAGAACUGGCAUUUGAUGACAUUAGAGUUGAUGUAAUUCAUGCAGAUCUCAGUGAGCAGCAGCGUCAAGAUGCUGUUGACAAUUUGAGAGCUGGAAAGACCUGGGUACUGAUAGCAACGGAAGUCAUUGCCCGGGGAAUGGACUUCAAAGGUGUCGCCUCUGUGAUAAACUACGAUUUUCCGGAGUCGGCUGCUGCCUAUAUUCACAGGAUAGGGCGAUCCGGAAGAGCCGGUAGGUCCGGGGAGGCUAUCACGUUCUUCACAGAGGAGGACAAGCCAUUCUUGAGGAAUAUCGCCAACGUGUUGGUAUCUUCAGGCUGUGAAGUGCCUUCCUGGAUAAUGGCACUGCCAAAGCUCAAGCGAAAGAAGCACAGAGUGGAUAGGGACCCAAUCUCCUACCUACCUGACGAAGUUUGAGAGCGGCUUGGUAAGAUGCUCUAUUUAUUUAUUUUUGUGGGGAGGGGGGGAUAUAUAACACAGGCUGUCCAGAGUGGUACUUUAACCAUGCACUUCCGAGAGGUGGCACGUUGGCUUCAGUUUUCCCUGUUUGAGCAGUGCACCGAUCAGUUUGUUUAGCCACAACCCAAGACGAGGGAUCAGUAUAUCUUUGUUAAUUGGAGUACGUUACAGUUUGUGUGGACGAUUGGUGGUGAAUCCACAGAGUAGAGCAGCUCGUUUCUGUUU
Molecule: messenger RNA, 2486 nt
Organism: Zea mays
Lineage: Eukaryota; Viridiplantae; Streptophyta; Magnoliopsida; Poales; Poaceae
Product: DEAD-box ATP-dependent RNA helicase 57
Exons: 11
Coding region: 594-2219 (541 amino acids)
Biological process (GO): maturation of SSU-rRNA
Cellular component (GO): cytosol
Molecular function (GO): RNA helicase activity; ATP binding; nucleic acid binding
Source: RefSeq, a predicted model, not a curated record